This is a messenger RNA of Aspergillus campestris IBT 28561, 1602 nucleotides long. RefSeq names its product flavin-containing monooxygenase. The record is from RefSeq and is a predicted model, not a curated record. Lineage: Eukaryota; Fungi; Ascomycota; Eurotiomycetes; Eurotiales; Aspergillaceae. Bases 1 to 1602 code for a protein of 533 amino acids. The transcript has 5 exons. Gene Ontology annotation, molecular function: N,N-dimethylaniline monooxygenase activity; flavin adenine dinucleotide binding; NADP binding.
AUGCGCGUGAUUGUCAUCGGCGCGGGGGCAUCGGGAAUCUACAUGGCAUACAAAUUGAAGUACAAUUUCACAGACUUUGUGCUAGAUAUAUACGAGAAGAAUGCAGACAUUGGGGGAACGUGGUUUGAGAAUCGGUAUCCGGGUUGCGCAUGCGACGUUCCUGCUCACAACUACACGUACACUUUCGAUCCCAAGUGCGACUGGUCUUCCACCUAUUCCUCAUCGCGCGAGAUCUUCCAAUACUUCAGUGACUUCGUCGACAAGCACGAGCUCCGUCAGUACAUCGCGAGUCACCACGAGGUGACCGAAACCCGCUGGGACGAGAACGCCUCCGAGUGGGUAGUGCAGGUCUACAACCGAGAGAUAGAUUCUACCUUUGAGCGACGAUGUGACUUUCUCAUCAAUGCAUGUGGUGUCUUGAAUUCGUGGCGCUGGCCUACAAUUCCCGGUAUCCAGAGCUUCAAGGGUCCGCUGCUCCACACCGCAGCCUGGGACGACAACGUCGAUCUGACGGGGAAGCGCGUCGGGCUCAUUGGCAAUGGCUCGUCGGGAAUCCAGAUCCUUCCCCAGAUCCAGAAAGUCGCCAAACAUGUAACGACCUUCGUCCGGAAGCCCACAUGGGUGAUCCCAACAUUUGGGUCAGAAAUGCGCGAACAUACAGAUGAAGAGAGGCAGCAAUUUCGUGAAAAUCCCGAGGAAUACUUGAAGAUGCGCAAGGCCACCGAAAAGGUGUUGACAGGCGUGUAUCCGCUCUUCAUCAACGACUGGCCUAUACAGACCCAGACAGCCGAGUAUAUGAAGGCCAGCAUGAAGGAGAAGAUCAACAACGAAGAGCUUGCUGAACAGCUGAUCCCCGAUUUCCCGGUGGGAUGUCGUCGACUAACGCCCGGCGUAAACUAUCUCGAGAGCCUGACCCUCCCGAACGUCACUACACUGUACGGCGAAAUCACCGAAAUCACCCCUACAAGCUGUAUCACCUCCACCGGGACCGAGACCGAGCUAGACAUACUCAUCUGCGCCACCGGCUUCGACACAACCUUCCGCCCACGCUUCCCCCUGAUCGGCCGCUCCGGCCACAACCUCCAAGACGAAUGGGCCCACGAGCCACGCAGCUACUUAGGCGUAGCCGCAAGCGGAUUUCCAAACUACUUCAUGUUCCUCGGCCCCAACUCCCCGGUAGGCAGCGGCCCCUCGAUCAUCAGCAUCGAAGUGCAAGGAUCCUACAUCGCAGAGUUCCUCAAUCGGUGGCAAAAGGAGGACAUCAAAGCAUUCGACCCCAAACGCGAAGCCGUCGACGACUUCAUAACGCAAAAAGACCUAUUCAUGGAGCAGACGGUGUGGAACUCCAACUGUAAGACAUGGUACAAGAGCCCCGUGACGGGCAAGGUCACCGCGCUGUGGCCGGGCAGCGUGCUGCACUACAUCGAGACGAUGGCGAAGCCGCGCUACGACGACUACGACGUCACGUAUGCGAGCAAGAACCGCUUUGCAUAUUUGGGGAACGGCUUUAGCCAGAUGGAGCAUCGCCCGGACGCUGAUACCUCGUAUUAUAUCCGGGCCCGGGACGACGGGGCCUCUGUGGCGGAUUCCUGGGGCCAUUGA